UUUCAGCCGCUCAGCUCAGAUGCUGAGUGUGCAAGGCUGCUGGGCAAAUGGAGCGAUGCUCGGCCGGGGGGGCCCGGCCCUAUAAAACCACAGGCGAGGGUCUGGUCCCCGACAUUGAUUAUACUGGAUCUGUCCCACCUCAAGAGUAACCCCCAUAGGGAGAGACAGCAGCCAUGAACACUCAGCAGAUGGAGCAGAUGGGCCAGUUCAAGAUCACAGUGUGGGAGGAGGAGAACUUCCAGGGAAAGCGCUGCGAAUUCAUGCUUGAGUGUCAGAACAUCAUGGACAGGGGCUUCAACAAGAUCCGCUCCAUCAAAGUGGAGAACGGGCCCUGGGUGGGUUAUGAGUACCCAGAGUUUCAGGGACAGCAGUUCAUCCUGGAGAAGGGCGACUAUCCUCGCUACGAGGCCUGGAGUGGAAACAGCAGCUACAGAACCGAACACUUGCUUUCCUUCAGACCUAUCAAGUGUGCUAACCACAGUGACAGUAAGGUGACCCUGUACGAGUGUGAAGACUUCCAGGGCCGUAAGUUUGAGAUAUGCGAUGACUACCCAUCUCUCCAGGCCAUGGGCUGGUGCAGCAAGGAGGUGCCAUCCAUCAAAAUUAACUCCGGCGCCUGGGUGGCCUAUCAGUUCCCUGGUUACCGUGGCUACCAGUACAUCUUGGAGAGAGACAGACACCAAGGCGAGUACAGACACUACAAUGAAUACAGCACCCAGGCUCACACCAACCAGGUGCAGUCCAUUCGUAGAAUCCAGCACUAAGUUUGUACUCAACCUGCUCGACCCCACGUUGAACUCCGGAACCUCUUCCUCACUGAGUCCAUGGACAGACCACAAUCACAGAACAGUAGACGGGCAAACUCUUUCUAUCAUUCUGUGGCUCUGCAUGUAUGGAUCUCUGAAUAUCUACUGCUACCACCAUGCUAUGACAUGUUCUUGAAAUAGGAAAUAAAGGCUUUUCUUCAAAAAACAAAA
Messenger RNA from Thalassophryne amazonica, 977 nucleotides. It is a transcript of the gene cryba2b, whose product is annotated as crystallin, beta A2b. Lineage: Eukaryota; Metazoa; Chordata; Actinopteri; Batrachoidiformes; Batrachoididae. Gene Ontology annotation, biological process: visual perception; lens development in camera-type eye. The transcript is spliced from 5 exons. Bases 174 to 764 code for a protein of 196 amino acids. The record is from RefSeq and is a predicted model, not a curated record. Gene Ontology annotation, molecular function: structural constituent of eye lens.